Sinocyclocheilus anshuiensis is the source of this 997-nucleotide messenger RNA. Its product is annotated as major histocompatibility complex class I-related gene protein-like. The record is from RefSeq and is a predicted model, not a curated record. NCBI's taxonomy places the organism in Eukaryota, Metazoa, Chordata, Actinopteri, Cypriniformes, Cyprinidae. Bases 1 to 972 code for a protein of 323 amino acids. The transcript has 6 exons. Gene Ontology annotation, biological process: immune response. Gene Ontology annotation, cellular component: external side of plasma membrane.
AUGUUUUUGCUUGUUAUUAUUUUAUUGUUUCACUGUUUUCUUAGCGUUGCACAGCAAGAGAAACAUUCCCUCCACUUCAAGUUUACAGUCCUUUCCAAAGCAGACACAUUCCCAGAGUUCAGACAGAUCAAACAUUACAGUAAUGAAGAUCAAUCCUGGGUCAGAUCGAGUCUGACUGCAGAUGACUGGACUGAAGCUCCUGAAGCACCUGAUUCUAGAGACUGGUUCCUACAUCAGAUCAGGACUCUGUCAGACUGCACACAGUGUUCUGAGCUCCAUGUUCUUCAGAGAAUGAUUGGUUGUGAACUGGAGAAGCUUCCUGAUGGAACAGUGAGUCUGAGAGCAUUUGAUGAAUAUGGAUUUGAUGGAGAGGAUUUUAUGGCCUUUGAUUCUGACACUCUGCAGUGGAUUGAUAAAAAUCCCAAAGCUAAAGAAACCAAAAUAAAAUGGGAUCAGCAAACAGAACGAAACCAAUUCCUCAAGCAAUACCUCAGCCAUUCAUUAACUCAGUCAUUCAGUCAGUCAGUUACUUCACCAGAUGUUCGUGUCUUUGUGAAGAACGCUCCUGAUCAAAGUAAGCUGGUUCUGAGCUGUCUGGCCACUGGUUUCUACCCCAGAGAUAUUGAGAUGUACAUUAGGUUGGACGAAUCUGUUCUUGUGAACCAAACAUCUUCUGGAAUCAGACCAAAUGCUGAUGGAUCCUUUCAGAUGAGAACCAGUAUGGAGAUUGAAGCAAAUCGCACAGGGAUUUAUCACUGUCUGGUCAUUCACAGCAGUCUGACUCAGACACAGCCGAUUGUAACAGUUAUUUAUGAUGCUUUUUUAUUUUCUUCAACAGAAUGUCUGUGGUCUUUUAUAGCAGGAAUAAUAGCAGCAGCUGUAGUUAUAUUUCUCUUUGUGAUUGGUUGCUGCAUCUACCAAAAGAAAAAGUCAUAUGCUCUGAUGAGAAGUUACUCGGUUAAGUUGGAGUGAUUGUUCAGAUCCCCAGUCCAGCGAG